Messenger RNA from Gymnodraco acuticeps, 3126 nucleotides. RefSeq names its product nucleotide binding protein 1 (MinD homolog, E. coli) (gene nubp1). Gene Ontology annotation, molecular function: ATP binding; ATP-dependent FeS chaperone activity; 4 iron, 4 sulfur cluster binding. The record is from RefSeq and is a predicted model, not a curated record. Bases 54 to 1025 code for a protein of 323 amino acids. The transcript has 10 exons. Gene Ontology annotation, cellular component: cytosol. Gene Ontology annotation, biological process: iron-sulfur cluster assembly. Lineage: Eukaryota; Metazoa; Chordata; Actinopteri; Perciformes; Bathydraconidae.
GCGUACUCGGAACCUUCGAAGGGGGAAGACUUUAACCGGAGGACACAGGUUUAAUGAUGGCCGACGUACCAGAUGAUGCACCGCAGCACUGCCCGGGCACAGCGAGUGAGCAGGCAGGAAAGACGUCGUCAUGUGAUGGCUGUCCCAACCAGAAAGCGUGUGCUUCUGGAGCCACCAAGGCCCCCGACCCCGCCAUCGCAGAGAUUGGAGCGAAGAUGGCGACGGUCAAACACAUUAUUCUCGUGCUGUCUGGAAAAGGAGGAGUGGGGAAGAGUACCUUCAGCGCUCACCUGGCUCACGCCCUGGCAAGUGACAACACAAAAGAGGUGGCCCUGCUGGAUGUAGAUAUCUGCGGUCCGUCCAUUCCUAGGAUCAUGGGCUUAGAGGGAGAACAGGUUCAUCAGAGUGGCUCAGGCUGGUCUCCUGUGUACGUGGAUGACAACCUGGCCGUCAUGUCUAUUGGCUUCCUGCUCAGCAGCCCUGAUGAUGCUGUGAUCUGGAGAGGACCCAAGAAGAACGGGAUGAUCAAGCAGUUCUUGAGGGAUGUUGACUGGGGGGAGCUGGAUUACCUCAUCGUGGACACGCCCCCCGGCACCUCUGACGAACACCUGUCAAUCGUUCAGUACCUGAGCUCCACCCACAUCGAUGGAGCUGUGAUCAUCACCACACCACAGGAGGUAUCGUUGCAGGAUGUGCGGAAGGAGAUCCGGUUCUGUCAGAAAGUCAAGCUGCCGAUCAUCGGAGUGGUGGAGAACAUGAGUGGCUUCGUCUGCCCUUCGUGCAAGAACACAUCGCAGAUUUUCCCUCCCACCAGCGGGGGUGCAGAGAAAAUGUGUUUGGAUUUAGAUCUGCCACUGUUAGGAAAAGUCCCUCUAGACCCGAGGAUAGCCCGAAGCUGCGAUGAGGGCAAGUCUUUCCUGAACGAAGUACCCGACUCUCCUGCUGCUAAGGUCUACCUGAAUAUCGUGCAGAGUAUCAAGGACUACUGUUCCAACCGUGUGACAGAGGAUCAGAGCACCACCUGAAGCCACUCUGAUGGAGGCGGCCAUGUUGGACCACAUCACAAAGACAGAUCAAAUGAUGAGUGUGGUAGAAAUGAUUAACUACUGAAUUAAAAACACACAUAAGAUAGCUGGCGCAUGAUUCCCCAAAGCCAACAUUCUUAUAAGCCACUUUGGUGAGAUUCUCAGACCUUACAGUGCAGUUGUUUAUUCUGCAGUCGCCGGAAAAUACAUUUUUUUACAGAAAACCGUUGAUUUGUGAGGACAAUAUAACAUAAUAUUGAUAUUAUAUUACAAUCAUAUAUCAUUUAUUACUAGUUCCUCAUUGUAAUAAAUAUAAUAUAAAUAAUAACAGCAAAAUUAGUACCCAAAUAGCAUUUGGGUACUAAUUUUAAACAUUUCAUCCGAAAGUAAAAUUCACAUAAGCAUUGAAAACCAUGAUUUAGAAUUGAGAUAAGGACACAGUUAACAUUUAUCUUAAAAUAUGAAAGCUUUUGAUAUUGUCAUUGUCUUACAAAUCCCAUUUAAAAUGACCAAAACCCGCAAUGGGCUAUGCUAUCGUCAGCCUCUAGGAGACUGAAGUUUUUUGUUAACCUUUCUCAAACGGGAGUACAUUUUUACAUUUAUUAGGGACCAUUUAAGAAUCAACACCUUUGUUUGAGAUGGUGAUUGUACUCAGGCACAGCAAUAUCUCUCCGAGUGCAGCAGUGGCCCAUUGGAGUUCUGCAGCCGAGAGGAAGCUAGAUGAGGCUUUGUAUACACAAGUUCAACUUUAUCAAUCAUUGUUUAAAGUCCUUACCAGGAAGUUGCCGACAAUAACAAAAUUAUCACCAGACCUUGAAUUUCCUUUUUAAAGUAAGGUGCAUCCUAAGCUACUGAAUAUCCAGUGAGUUUACAGUGUGCUCUAGUAAAGGAGGUGCUAUUUGGGGAAGUAAAAACAUUGGUCAUGUAGUAAAUCAAGCUGUAGCAUAAACAUUUUUACAAUUUCUUUUAGAACAUUUUGUGGCUCCUACCGUUAUUAUUAACUAAGUCUUCUAAAUACAAAACACAGAAUCCUCAGUAUAUCAUAUGAUUGUUCUCUGCACUGCAAGGGAAUAGAAAGUUUGAAUGUAUGAAUCACGGAGAACUACAUGGAUUACUUUGUUUAAGAUAUGUGCAUGUGAGGAUUGUUACGUCCCCACUAAGGUAUAGGGGACCUGGAGACAAUAACCUACAACCAAUACAAAUGAGGGAGUCAGCGUAACAGUUGACAAAAGGUUUAUUUUAUGUCAACCCAGAACCGAACAGACAUAUAACUGAAACACUCUGUUGGUGAGGAGGAGGAGUCAAAGGAUUGUGCCAAACAAAAGAAACAAGCAUAACAAAACCAGGCCUAUCUCUACAUCUAUCCUUUGAAACCAAAACUCAAACAAAAACCCUCACUAACUAAACUACAAAGAAGUUGACAAAACAAUAUACAGGGGUGGCAACAAUCCGCUAACCUAGUGUGCCUAAACAUUAGUUAGCUACGUGGUGAGAAAUGUACAGGGUACCCCAGACUUACCUAACUCCCCCACCUCUCAACACACACACUUUCAAAAAGGUUUGACAAUACAAAGAAAAUGAGUUGCUAAACACUGCAGGCUCCUUCAUCAGCAACAGGCCCAGAGUGAGAGAGCGAGAAGACUUCCUGGGUGCCUCCUUUAUGGUCGGCCCUGGCUGCUGAUAGGCCAGCUGAGGGUGAGAGGAUCCAAUCAGACUCAGGCAGAUACCGAUCAGCUGCUGAUUAGCUGUGCAGAAGACAGGGAGAAGAGAGAAACACAGGAGGGAAGGAAAACCACACAAGUACAGCCUGCCUGGCACGUAACAAGGAUUGAAACUUUACUUUCUCACUAACGAGUCCGAGCCACUGACCAAAUUGUGCAUGAUCUGUACAAUGUUUUCAUACAUAAAAGUUGCAGGCCAAAUGUACUUCAAUGACCAGAUGUACAGUUUAAAAUAAUUGUGGAGGGAGACCAAGUCAUUUCUGAUUUACAGUAAUAAAUCAAAUGUUUUGUGGAUUUACAGAAGAAGAUUAAAGAAUAAAUCGUUUCUAAACUGUCUUGGAUACACUUUGUUUAAGGUAAAGUACUAGUAAAUAAAUGAC